Osmerus eperlanus (European smelt) is the source of this 3715-nucleotide messenger RNA. It is a transcript of the gene mboat1, whose product is annotated as membrane bound O-acyltransferase domain containing 1. Bases 548 to 2026 code for a protein of 492 amino acids. The record is from RefSeq and is a predicted model, not a curated record. Gene Ontology annotation, molecular function: acyltransferase activity. Gene Ontology annotation, cellular component: membrane. Gene Ontology annotation, biological process: lipid modification. NCBI's taxonomy places the organism in Eukaryota, Metazoa, Chordata, Actinopteri, Osmeriformes, Osmeridae. The transcript has 13 exons.
UGGAUAGGAUGUCAGACUGGUAAAAUGGGGUUUGAGAUAGACAAAUUCAUAUUUUCCAGAACAGGAUAUUUGACCAAAUGAUUGAAAGUUGUGGGGCCACAUUCUUUCAGGAGUCUCAACGUUUUGUUCAGCUUUGGAAUUAAGUUUAUAAUUGGAAACUACAGCCUGUACUGGAAUGUGUUAGCAGCACUUAUUUUGUUAGGCUCGUUAAAUUAACGUCAACCGGGAAUGCUUUUCAGCCCAAUACAAGUUGGAUUCAGAUUUGCAGCUCGAUUAAAUCUGUUUAAGAGUAUGCAUUUUCUUCAACUGAACUCUCGGUCUGUUAGUCCACCCCGCCCCCGCAGGCAUAUCACUGCCUCAAUAGAGCCACAGUCAGUUUGGCAUAUUGGCACCGAGGACGCUGAUCGGAACGCGAUGGACUACAAUCUCCUUACAGUAUAGUCUUUAGAACAACGUCUGCCUGUAGGCUACAGCACUCGUCACAUCAUAUCCGUUGCAUUCUAAUUUAAUUUUCUUGCGGAACGACUUCAGAAUUUAAAAAUGCAGAAUGGGAGAGCCAGACAUCUCUGUGUUUAAAACUACCGGCUCCAAAUGGUUACUCCCAGUCAGCGAAUUUUUCGGAUUUCCUUUAGAUCAGGUCAAUUUCUUGGCGUGUCAAGUGUUUGCCCUCGGUGCCGCUUUCUGGUUUCGCCUCUACCUCGGCCCCCGACAUGCCAGCCCGCUGGCCCGCCACGCUGUGGCCACCCUCUUUGGGGUCUCUUUCGUUAUAUUCUGCUUUGGUUGGUAUUCAGCGCACAUCAUCGGUCUGGUGUUAAUAUGCUACUGCAUCAUGGUCAGAGCUUCCAUUCACAACAUCCACAGGUACUCCAUGAUCACAGCUAUGGGUUACCUUACAGUGUGCCAAGUUAGCAGAGUAUUUAUCUACAACUAUGGAAUACUAUCUACUGACUUCUCUGGGCCUCUGAUGAUAAUCACACAGAAGAUCACCAUGCUAGCAUUCCAGCUGCACGAUGGCAUGUCAAAAGCACCUGGGGAUCUUACAGCAGAGCAGAGGCGUUACGCUGUCAGCUCCAGACCGUCUCUGAUGGAGUACCUCAGCUACCACCUCAACUUCCUCAGUGUCCUGGUGGGGCCCUGCAGUAACUACCAGGACUAUGCAGAGUUCAUACAGGGGACGCACGUCCAACGGAGGCUCAAACGACCAUCAGCCACCAGCAAUGGACACAACGGCCUGGAUAAGACCCCAGAGCUAGACCCCUCUCCUCUGGGAGCUGUCGUCCACAAGGUGCUGGUGUGCUGUGUGUGCAUGCUGCUGUUUCUGACCCUCACCAAGGCCUUGCCCAUCUCCUACAACGUGGACAUCAUCUUCUUCAGCCAAGCACCCUUCCUCACCAGGCUGGCCUAUGCAUUCUUCUCCAUCCAAGCUGCCAGACCCAAGUUCUACUUUGCAUGGACUUUAGCUGAUGCUAUCAACAACGCCGCAGGUUACGGCUUCAGAGGCGUGGAUGAGAACGGAAAGGCAUGCUGGGACCUCGUCUCCAACCUGAAUAUCUGGGGCAUCGAGACGGCAACUAGUUUCAAGACGUUUAUAGACAACUGGAAUAUUCAGACUGGUGUUUGGCUGAAGAUGGUGUGCUAUGAUCGGGCUCCUCGUUAUGCCACGGCUCUGACCUUUGUGCUGUCGGCGUUGUGGCACGGUGUCUACCCAGGGUACUACUUCACCUUCCUGACCGCCAUCCCCAUCACCCUGGCAGCCCGUGCUGUACGUAAAACCUGCCACCAGUAUUUCCUGUCCUCCGGCGUGUUGAAAUCGUUCUAUGAUGUCAUGACGUGGGCCGCCACCCAGCUGGCAAUCUGUUACACUGUGAUGCCCUUCCUGCUACUGGCGGUGGAGCCGACCGUCCUGUACUACCGGUCAAUGUACUUCCACGUCCACAUCCUCAGCAUUCUGACGGCGUUGGUGCUGCAGCCCAAGCAGAGGGGCGCCCAGCCAGCCCACUCCAACAACAACGUGAAGGGAAACUGAAGUCCUCCGUCUCCUUUCCUCCCCCCCUCUCCACUCAGCUCUGCUCAGAGGGGGGGCCUGGCUUGGAGCGGGAGAAGCCUGCAGCACAGCUAACAAAGACGGCUCUGUGUGCCCGCAACAAAGAAGAGGUGGGGGGUUUCUCCUCCUUGGCAAUGCUCCGCUCUCCAGUAUCACCCGCUGUUCCCACCCUUACCAGGACCAUGGACUGGACUUCACCAAGUAUUAAUGAACCACAGUCUGUCCCUACCUGUACUUUCUACGUUUUUUUUUUUUUUUUUACUUGUCACACUCCUGAAAAAGACAGGCUGCUCGUUUCAGGCCAGGGGUCAGGCUCCGUACUGUUCUCUCUUGAUCUGGUAACACGUCUAGAAUGUGUGUGUGUGUUUUUCCUGUUUGUGUUUGUGUAACUUGUGACCUUGAGCUUGUUGCAGAGCCGUCUGUAGGGCGGUCGGAGUCCCAGCAGAGCUCUCAGAUGUUGUGGCUGGUCCUCACAUGUCUUGCUCAGAGAACUUGAUCCAGAGUUAACCACAGUUACUUGGUUGAUAUGGGAUGAUAUGAAGUCAGUUGAUACUGUAUUGAAACUGUGUCAAUCCUGUGUAUAAGUGCGUGUCAGAUGUGUUUUGUUCCGCUCGGAUCGUGUGCUUGAAGACUGAACUCGGACGACACACAGGACGUUCUCUGGCCUGUUCUCUCGGGUGAUGAGUUCUCUCAGAAGGAGUUAUGGUAAACACCAGACAAGCCGUAAUCCAGAUUUCCAUUCGAAAGGGCACUUUUCUUAAAGAAAGUAAUUUUUAGUGUUAUUUUAACUACUGUCAUACAAUUUUGCAACAUUUAGCAUGUACUGUAUAUCAGCUACAUCGUUGGUUUGACAUGCCUGGUUUUGUUUUCCUCUGUGUGUAUUUGAAGAUAGACAAGAUUUGACAUGUUUUUGUGUGUAGGCACACGCACGUCUGUGCCUGUUUUCUGUGUGUAGUGGUAUUAAUGAUUGACAUUGGUAGCUAUCAGCCAACAGUCAGGGCUUAGUUCUCCCACGAGGCGUGAGAGAACAGUCCGGUUUACGUAUUGGCGGCAGGGUGCAUUGUGGGAAGGCUCAGGUUCAGGUGAGGCACCAUUCCCUGUGAUAUCGGAAGUGUUGACGUGUGUUGAGGCAGGGCCGUGCUUUUAUAUCUCAGAGUGACUUCAAAGACUGUGUUGCACUACUAUACUAAUGAUGUUUUAUGACAUUAUGGAAUAAAUCUGUCUUUGAAGAUGAGCUUCAAAGCCAUUGCAUUCAUCUAUCUUCCCUAAAACUCAUAAUUCAAUUAAAAAAUGACACAUGCUUGCUGUUGGCUCCCUCAACCCUUAACCUCAGUGAUGGACCUCAACCCUUAACCUCAGUGAUGGACCAGACCUGGGAGAAAACAUUGACCUUAUCUAUUAAACCAUGAGCAUGCAGUGAAGCACAGUGAACACAAGAGAGAAACACACUGGAUAUAGCAUGAGAUGUUCUUCAUUUCAGUAUUGAUUAGAAUUUCAGUAUUUAAGUUACAAUAGUUCCAUGUGUCCGUUUCUUUUUUUACACAAAUAUUUACCCUAAUAUACAGAUGAGGGUCACCUUCAUGAUCUUGCAUGUGUGUAUAUAGUUGGACUGGGACCAGUGAGAAGAGGGUGUGGCUCCUGCUGCACCGAGUAGUUGGGGGGGGGGGGGGG